UCUUUAAAGAAGAUCCCAAGGUGCUGUACUUACUUGUCCUAAGUGUUUCAUUGGAACAUCACAUGGGACGACCAGGUCAAAGGGUUGUGAGGCCAGCGUGUUGAGCAGCGCACAACCACCCACCCCCACACCCUUACACAUAUUCCCAGAGCAUGCCUAUGAGUCCACCUGCCGACGGCAAACAUGAGGCUCCAGACAGGCCGCGGCAACAGCACGCCCCUACCAACGGUAACCAUGGAGAAGACAGCAUUCGGACUUCUUCGGGAAGUGAGGCCGUCUCCAACGAAACCAUGGAAGAUCUCCAUGGAAGCGCUGUCAUCAUUCGCAUUGGAAUCCCUGACCUUCAACAAACGAAGUGUCUGCGUUUGGACCUUGAAGCUCCAGUAUGGGUGUGUAAGCAGCAGGUGCUGGUCACUCUGACCCAAAGCCUCACAGACGUGCUGAACUAUGGCCUCUUCCUGCCAGCCUUCAAUGGUCGAGCCGGCAAGUUCCUAGACGAAGAGAGACUACUCAGAGAGUAUCCCUUUCCUACUGUUACACCUGUACCUUACCUAGAGUUUCGCUAUAAAAGACGUGUUUACACUCAGAGCCAUGUGGAUGACAAGCAAUUAGCCAAACUUCAUACAAAGGCCAAUCUGAAAAAGUUCAUGGAGUAUGUUCAGCAGAGGUGUGUGGAGAAGGUUUGCAGGUUUCUGGAGAAAGGGCUAGAUCCUAACUUCCAUGAUGCAGACACAGGAGAGUCGCCUCUCACCCUGGCAGCCCAGUUGGAGUCAAGUGCUGAGCUGAUUAAGGUUUUGAGGAGUGGAGGAGCUCACCUGGAUUUUAGAACCAGAGAUGGCAUCACUGCACUUCAUAAAGCAGUGCAGGCGCACAACCAUAUAGCUUUAACGACAAUGUUAGAUCUAGGUGCAUCUCCAGACUAUAAAGAUAGUCGUGGGCUGACUCCUCUGUACCACAGCGCCAUGGUGGGUGGGGACCCAUACUGCUGUGAGCUGUUACUUUAUGAUCAUGCUCAGCUCGGGUACAGUGAUGAAAAUGGCUGGCAGGAAAUCCACCAGGCGUGUCGACAUGGGAAUGUGCAGCACCUCGAGCACUUGUUGUUCUAUGGAGCUGAGAUGAGUGCACAGAAUGCCUCAGGAAAUACAGCGCUGCAUCUCUGUGCUCUAUACAACCAGGAUGGCUGUGCCAGAGUGCUGCUAUUUCGUGGAACAAAUAAGGAUAUUAAGAACUACAACAACCAGACAGCAUUUCAGGUGGCCAUCAUUGCAGGGAAUUUUGACUUGGCAGAGAUCAUCAAGCUUCAUAAAACCUCAGACGUAGACUGUCUCUCUGUCGCAGUGCCUUUCAGGGAGAGCCCUUCAUACUCGUCCCGCCGCCAUGGGGUGUGCGCAUCGCCUCGGCGCUCCCUGAUGCGUUCGGCCAGUGAUAACGCACUUGACGAAAGUCUACCUGCACCCUCACCAGCCCCCUCACUGCACAGCCUGCCCCCUCUGGAACCUGACAACAUAGUACCAAGCCCACACAGCCCACAAGGGGUACACACACGCAGCCUCAGGAGACACACCCGCGGCCACCUCAGCCCCGGCAGCCCUGUGCAAAGGGAUCCCAGCCCCCCUGCUGUAUCACGUGGAUCCAAGCGGAGGCUCUACAGUGCGGUGCCUGGCCGUACCUUCAUUGCUGUCAGCUCACACACUCCGCAGGGUGAGGGUGAGAUCACACUCAACCGCGGGGAGAGGGUCAAAGUGCUGAGUAUAGGUGAGGGAGGAUUCUGGGAAGGAUCAGUCAAAGGACGAUCUGGUUGGUUUCCUGCUCACUGCGUGGAGGAAGUUCAGCUGAGACAGUACGACCCACGGCUAGAGACAAGAGAAGAUCGCACCAAAAGGCUUUUUAGGCAUUACACAGUUGGUUCCUAUGAUAACUUUACCUCGUACAGUGAUUAUGUAAUAGAGGAGAAAACGGCCACACUGCAAAAAAGAGAUAGUGAGGGAUUUGGCUUUGUUCUUCGAGGGGCUAAAGCUGAAACACCUAUUGAAGAAUUCACACCGACACCUGCAUUUCCCGCUCUGCAAUAUCUGGAGUCAGUGGACCUGGAUGGGGUGGCAUGGAGGGCAGGACUGCGUACUGGCGACUUUCUUAUAGAGGUAAAUGGGGUCAGUGUGGUGAAAGUGGGCCAUAGGCAGGUGGUUUCCCUGAUUCGUCAGGGAGGAAGUCGUCUUCUUAUGAAAGUGGUGUCAGUUACACGAAAACCAGACACUGGAGAUGUUGUUCGCAAAAAAGCUCCUCCACCUCCCAAGAGAGACCCCAGUACCAGUCUCACACUGCGCUCUAAAAGCAUGACGGCAGAGCUGGAAGAGAUGGCAUCAAGGAGAAGGAGGGGAGAAAAACUGGAUGAGAUGCUGAGUUCACCUAAAGAGCCUGUAGUGGUGAUGAGACAACGGCCUACAGACGUAGACUCCAGAGCAGCCACAGUGAAACAGAGACCAACCAGUCGACGUAUCACACAAGCUGAGAUCAGUUCUUUGUUGGAGAGGCAAGGUUUGCCAGUGUCAGCUGGAGUAUCUCUUGGUGUGGAAAAAAGUCACAUGCACCUGCACGGGAUGACCAGAACCAAAUCAUUUGGUACCCCAGAAGAUGAAAGAAUCUCUGCUUUAAUUGGGGAGCACCGGUUUCCAAGAAGCUCCUCGAUGACUGACAGCUUCCGACAAGACAGCAUUCCUCCUCCUCCACAAACUGCACCUCCUCCCCCUCCAACACCAUACUUUCUGGACUCUGGUCCUCCUCCAUCUUUUCUUCCUCCUCCACCGCCAACACGUGCUGCCAAUCAGACCCGUUCAAGCUUCCGUCCAGGGGCAGAGCCCAAGCUUCACGGUCCUGUCACAACAGACCGGCAGAGGAAAGCUCGCUCUAUGAUUAUUCUUCAGGACACUGCUCACCUGCCAGUAGAGCCUGCCCCCAUUCCCAGACCAGCAACACCUACCUCUGGGGCAGCUCCUCCUGAGCGAGGUCGUAGAAGAGGCCACCCUGUAGAAAACCCAUACGCCAAUGUGGGCCGUUUCAGUGCAGUCUAUACCCCUGCCAAACCCCAACGCAGGAAGAGUCCACUGGUCAAGCAAGGCCAGGUAGAGGAGGGUACUUCUACACAAGCUGGAUCUAGUAGGGAUCCUUCACCUUUAGGAGGGGCUCGCAUACCACACAGCAGCAGAGCAGAGCAAUUUCAGCAGCAGGUGCUCUCCGAAAGAGCCAGGAUUACACCGCCUGGGGCCCGUCGCAGAACUAGUGUGUUUCUCUCAGUAGAGGGAAGCACUACAGAGCCUCAAACUACCCCCUUACUGUCUCAGUCACACUCAGUAGAUGAGCUGGCUGAGCUGCCUCCACCAGCACCUAUGCUUUCCCCAGGUUUGCCACCAGGGGGCACUACUUUUAUACAUCCAUUAACAGGGCGACCUCUUGACCCCUCAUCCCCUUUAGCACUUGCACUGGCUGCACGAGAACGUGCCCUUAGUGGCCGUACUACUCCCACACCCACACCAACUCCGUCACCAUCACCCACUCAGGGCAGAGCAGUAGAAAGACCGGAAACUGAAGGUGGAGUGACACCUCCUGCUGCUAUUAAUGCCCCAGCCUCUGAUUCCUGGAGGGAUGAGCCUGUCAGCAUUACUGCAGAAAUAGCAAGUCAGGUAACAAAUGGAAGCCCUGUGUCAUCACGAAGUUUAGAGGAAACACUGGUGUCACCAACUGUGCAGAUUGUUCAACCCUCCCUGAUGGACACACACCACAACCAACCAGUGGUUCCACCUUCCAUGCCCUCACCUGCCCCAACACUCUCAAACCUUGCAGGACGAAGUAUGACCAUGAGCUCAGAGGAGGAAGCAGAGCCCUACACAGUCACACUACCCCCAGCACUACUUACAUCCAGUGAUGAAGAAACCAGAGAAGAGCUCCGGAAGAUUGGCAUCGUCCCACCCCCUCAACCUUUUGCUAAUGGCCUUCUCAAUAAGGAAAUGGCCAAAGUCACUCUCACCAUUUCUCCUGGUGCAUCACGGCCUUCUAUAGCUAAGACCUCCUCUGGUAAAACAAGUGAUUCUACUGCAGACUCUGGUGUUGAGGACCCCCACAUGGAGACCACUAGUACUGUUUCUACAGUCUCUAGCAUGUCGACUUUGUCAUCAGAAAGCACAGACUCUGCCCAUGGUGGCAAGCCACGUUGUGGGGUGGGCCGCAGCCGCCCCGCCCAUCUCAGGGACCCACUGCUUAAACAGUCUUCAGACAGUGAGCUGCUUCCACACCCACCGAGCACAGGCCCUGUCCGCCCUCGUUACCUGUUCCAAAGACGCUCCAAACUCUGGGGGGAGGAGCCCAGGGCUCAAGUGGGCAUUGCUGAUGAUAGUAGGCCCGCAGCCAUGGGGGCAGAGUUACUGAGUAAAGACACACAUUCUCUAGGGGAGGAGCCACCCAUGGGAGCGCUUGACCCUGGCAGAAGAUCACCAGUGGGCGGCGCAAGAUGUGAGGAGAAUGGAGAAGAAAGUAAAUCACUCUUUAGCAGCCUUGGUGAGCUUCACACCAUCUCCCAGAGGAACUAUGGCACCACUUUUACCAUACGUCCAGGCAGCCGCUAUCCAGUGGCCCGCAGGACACCCAGCCCCGGGGCCACCUCUGAGCGAAGUGAACCGCUUGGGCCCAUGCGGACUUUUGGUCCCCAUCAUCACCACCAUCACCACCACACCAUCCUCAAGUCCUCCAGCCUAAGCCUCCCACAGGAGCCCAAGGAAGUGCGCUUUGUUAUGCGAAGUGCCAGUGCUCGCGCCCGGAGCCGUUCUCCCUCCCCAUCGCCCUGUGCUUCCCCUUGCCCCUCACCGGUCCUGGGUGCUCCACUUUUGGCCCUGCGGCCUUUUAGACAGCGCCCUCUUGCACUUUGGAGCAAGUACGACGUGGGGGAGUGGUUAGAGAGUGUGGGACUAGGGGAGCAUCGUGCCCGCUUUUUGGAGCACGAGAUCGAAGGAGCACAUCUAUCUGCUCUUACCAAGGACGACCUAGCUGAAUUGGGGGUGACACGGGUGGGGCAUCGGAUGAACAUUGAGCGAGCACUUAAACAGCUGUUGGAGAGCUCAGGAGCCUGAUGAAUUUUAGAAAAUAUAAUUAAAGUUCUUACUAAACAAGCAAUUUUUUAGCUUUUCACAUCUGGCAUUUUGAACACUGUAUACAAUUCUGUCACAGCAAAAUCACUACAUUAACCCCUUUAUCAACAAGCUAACAUAAAAGAACCACUUAAAAGGGUAAGAAUGAUAUGUCUAAAGUAGUUUUGUGAUUCAGGGCUGCUGUUGAAAUCAUUUGAUUAUUAAGCCAUGUGCACCAGAGUUUUUAAAUGAAUUAUCCUGAGAGCCAUCUCCAUCAUGCAGAAUAUGUUUAGUAUGUGGUUAUGCUUAACUAAAUAUACCAGGACUGGCAUGAAUGCCAUACAUGUCGUGAGGAAUCUGAGAUAUCAGUAGUUUACAGUUAAGAGCUAAUCAAGUAGAACUUUUAAGUCCAUGCUUCCAGAAGCCUAGGUCUUAAAACCCAUCAUUUUGUUCAGUCUUGCCAGUUAAAAAUGCCAUUCUAGUAAUUUAGGAUGUUAUACAGUAACCAGAUCAGGCAUGUAUGUUUACAUGUUUGGACAUAAAAUCAGUAAAUGACAAUCUGCCUUUAAAGGUGCACUAUGUAGGAAUAUUUUUGUAGUAUUUUCAGAGAUGGCCAUAAUUAAUAAUUAUAAAUUGUGUGUUGAAGUUUAAACUGGUUUGUUUAUUAGUUAGUCUGUGGUUUUUGUAAUAAUGUAAAUUAGUGUUCGUAGAAUUAAUACAAUAUUUAUACAGAAAACACAGAGGCAAAACAUUUGCAAUGAUUUCUGAAAAUUUUUCAAUGAUUUUUAAAGAUGUUAAAGGUUAAUUAGGUUUAGUGUAAAAAAUCCAGCAUAAUGCACCUUUAAUCCUAAUAUAAUUUUUUCAUAAUACAAGUGUGGCCUUGAGAUAGUACUGCCGCCAUCUAAAUUUGAUAAAGAAAAACCAGAGUAUUUUCAGUAAGUACAUCAAUUUUCUAUGUGUAUGAUAUAUAUGGGCUUAUAUAUUCAAAGAGGAAAGUGUAUGAGUUUUAAGUAAACUAUGUAUGUAAUGCCCUGUAAGUGUGUCUAUAUGAUUAUAUUUUAUCUUUGUUACAUUAAAUAUUAAUUCAUGACAUAAACCCAAACCUAUUUAAUUUAUCCCCCUUAGUAUUCCAUGUGAUUUCCUAGACCUAAAACCUGCAGUAUAACAAUAUAUUUCUUACAAAUGGAAAGCUGUUUCAAAAUGUUGAAACACUUUUUAGUUAUGUCAAUUAUGAAUAAAUGUGAGACAAGAUUGUAUAUUGAGUAUUUAUUUAAAUCAGAGCAACAAUUACGUACAUACUGUGGGGAGUAGGUAGCACCUUUGUUACCUUAUGUGUUCUAGAUGGAUUAAUAGGGUGCGUGUUGUUGAUAUAACAUUUAAAACGUUGAUUUGUAAACUUUUGUUAAUAAAGGUUUCAGUUAUGCUACUU
Trichomycterus rosablanca is the source of this 6543-nucleotide messenger RNA. It is a transcript of the gene shank3b, whose product is annotated as SH3 and multiple ankyrin repeat domains 3b. Gene Ontology annotation, cellular component: dendritic spine; postsynaptic density; postsynaptic membrane. The transcript is spliced from 24 exons. The record is from RefSeq and is a predicted model, not a curated record. NCBI's taxonomy places the organism in Eukaryota, Metazoa, Chordata, Actinopteri, Siluriformes, Trichomycteridae. The coding region runs from base 153 to 5117 and encodes 1654 amino acids. Gene Ontology annotation, molecular function: synaptic receptor adaptor activity; ionotropic glutamate receptor binding.